This is a messenger RNA of Vicia villosa (hairy vetch), 1563 nucleotides long. RefSeq lists its product as uncharacterized. Lineage: Eukaryota; Viridiplantae; Streptophyta; Magnoliopsida; Fabales; Fabaceae. Bases 376 to 900 code for a protein of 174 amino acids. The transcript has a single exon. The record is from RefSeq and is a predicted model, not a curated record.
CAACAAUGCAUUUGCACCUUCUCUUUAUUUUCUCUGAUCAUACACCACGCGCAUUUCCAAAGUCUCAUCAUUCCUUUUCCAGCAUACAUACCAGUCAACAAAUCUCAAACAUACACAACACACGCACAUGCCAAUUUCAUUUCAAUUUCAUAAAGUACAAAACAAUACAACAAUAUGCACUUUCAAUAAUACUAGUACUAUUCUAAUCCAAUAUUAUUAUUCCAUUGACUGUACGCAUCCAUAAGUAAUAUUCUCUAGUAUAAAUAUAUAAACACUCAUACCUUCUCCUUCCCACACUCAAAACCAAAAUACAAACACCUUUAUUUUCUUUCUUCAACACUAUUUAUUCCAACAAAAUCUAAUCAGGGUUUCGUGAUGGGAAAUUACGUUUCAUGCACCUUAGCUCCACCAUUGAUGAGGAACGCCAAAGCUACAAGAGUAAUUCUUCCAACAGGAGAUGUAAAGCAAUUUAGAGAAAUCAUGAAAGCUGCUGAACUUAUGUUAGAGAAUCCAAACUAUUUCUUAGUCAAUUCUCGUUCUCUUCAUAUUUCUACAAGAUUCUCUCCUCUCGCUGCAGAUGAAGAAUUGGAAUUUGGAAGUGUUUACAUAUUUUUUCCUAUGAGAAGACUCAACUCUGUUGUUACGGGGGCUGACAUGGCUGUGCUCUUUCUGGCAGCAAAUUCUGCAGCAAAACGGUUACGUGCUGGAAAGACACGUGUCCAACCGGAUGAGAGUUCGGAAGCAAAGGAUGAUGGUUGUGCUGAGAAUGAUCAAAACGACUGUGUUCCGAGGUUAAGUUUGGAAGGAGUGGAAUCAGGAUUUAGUUAUAGGUUAAGUUACUGUAGAUCAAAGAAACCUGUUUUGGAGACUAUAAAUGAAGAACCAAUUAGGUCAAGAUGAUAAGUUUAGGUUAUUAUCAAUGUUCAUUAAAAUUAGUAUAGAAGUGUGCGUAGAUCUUGGAUGAUGUUAGUUUAAAUCAUUAGGUUAGAUAUUAAUUUGGUUAUUUGAUACAAUACACUUCAAAAUAUUAUGUGAGGUUGUACGUGUGGCAAGCUAUAGUAUAUGAUUGAUCUGUACAAAAUUAAUUCGUGGACCAAACAUGUUUGCGGUGUUAUAUUCAUGACAUUUUGUUGACAACACGAAAUAGGAUUUUUUAUUUAGUUUAUUGGAUGGACAGUAAAAGCACAUGUGGGUUUGUUCUUACUUUCACUUCUAGACAAUUCAAAUGAUUUAAGAUUGAAUCGUUCAUAAGAAUGAGCUGCGUUUUCUGGAACGAUUCAAAGGAUAUGAGCGUAGAUUGCAAUAAAUAAAUUAUAAAAGAUAACACUGCACAAUGAUUUUUUUGUCAAAUAUUUUAAGCUGUCCUAUAUUUGACAUAUACAAUGACUUGUUUAUUUUAUUGUUUUAGUUUUGGAAUAGUUAUUUACCUUACGGAUAGUCCGAGAAAACCCAAUAUUCUGUUACAAAAACACGAUGUAGUUUUUCAGUCGUAGGGGCUAGUGUUGAAAACAAGGCGUUUUGUGUUAAUGGAAAGUGCUUAUGAAUACUAGAGGAGGGAAUACA